This is a messenger RNA of Anas platyrhynchos (mallard), 1902 nucleotides long. It is a transcript of the gene MFAP1, whose product is annotated as microfibril associated protein 1. NCBI's taxonomy places the organism in Eukaryota, Metazoa, Chordata, Aves, Anseriformes, Anatidae. The record is from RefSeq and is a predicted model, not a curated record.
GUCCGGUGCGCCGCCGGAAGUGGGGCCGUGCUUCCGGUGCGCCGCCGGCAGCUGCCAUCGCCCGCCGCCAGUCCCGGCCCGCUCCAGGUCCCGGUCCCGUCCCGGUCCCGCCGCCGCCAUGGCGGUGCCCAGCGCCCUGAUGAAGCAGCCGCCCAUCCAGUCCACGGCGGGCGCCGUGCCCGUCCGCAACGAGAAGGGGGAGCUGUCCAUGGAGAAGGUGAAGGUGAAGCGCUACGUGUCCGGCAAGCGGCCCGACUACGCGCCCAUGGAGUCCUCGGAGGAGGAGGACGAGGAGUUCCAGUUCAUCAAGAAGGCGAAGGAGCAGGAGGCCGAGCCCGAGGAGCAGGAGGAGGAGGUGGCCAACGACCCGCGGCUGCGGCGGCUGCAGAACCGCGUCACGGAGGACGUGGAGGAGCGGCUGGCACGGCACCGUAAGAUCGUGGAGCCUGAAGUGGUUGGAGAAAGCGAUUCUGAGGUGGAGGGCGAAGCGUGGCGCCUGGAGCGAGAGGACACCAGCGAGGAGGAGGAGGAGGAGAUCGAUGAUGAGGAGAUUGAGCGUCGGCGCGGGAUGAUGCGCCAGCGAGCGCAGGAGAGGAAAACCGAGGAGCUGGAGGUGAUGGAGCUGGAAGACGAGGGCAGAUCUGGAGAGGAGUCUGAGUCAGAGUCCGAGUACGAGGAGUACACGGACAGCGAGGAUGAAAUGGAGCCGCGGCUCAAACCCGUCUUCAUCCGCAAGAAGGACCGAAUCACAGUUCAGGAGCGAGAAGCAGAAGCCUUGAAGCAGAAGGAGCUGGAGCAGGAAGCAAAGAGGAUGGCAGAGGAGAGGCGCAAAUACACGCUCAAGAUCGUGGAAGAGGAAGCAAAGAAGGAGCUGGAGGAGAACAAACGCUCGCUGGCAGCACUGGAUGCCCUGGACACUGAUGAUGAGAAUGACGAGGAGGAGUACGAGGCCUGGAAAGUACGUGAGCUGAAGCGCAUCAAGCGGGACCGCGAGGAGCGAGAAGCCAUGGAGAAGGAGAAGGCAGAGAUUGAGCGGAUGCGGAACCUGACGGAGGAGGAGCGCCGCGCCGAGCUGCGCGCCAACGGCAAGGUCAUCACCAACAAGGCCGUGAAGGGCAAAUACAAGUUCCUGCAGAAGUACUACCACCGCGGCGCCUUCUUCAUGGAUGAAGAUGAGGAGGUGUACAAGCGGGACUUCAGUGCCCCGACCCUGGAGGACCACUUCAACAAGACCAUCCUGCCCAAAGUCAUGCAGGUCAAGAACUUCGGGCGCUCGGGACGGACGAAGUACACGCACUUGGUAGACCAGGACACCACCUCGUUCGACUCUGCCUGGGGCCAGGAGAGCGCGCAGAACACCAAGUUCUUCAAGCAGAAGGCAGCGGGUGUGCGGGAUGUCUUUGAGCGGCCCUCGGCCAAGAAGCGGAAAACGACCUAAGGCGGGCGCAGGAGGCGUCCCGGGAAGGCGCUGCCGGGCCGGCUGCCCGAGAGCCUGAGCAGGAACAGAGGGGAGGGAACUGCCAGGACUCUGCCGUGACACGCUGUUCCCGUGCCCCUGCCCCGCACCCUCCCCGGCAGCACAGCGGCACCGUGCCCGCAGACACGGCCUCCUCCACGCCCGCCUCGCGGAGGCUGCUGCCCGCCCGCCCACCCUGACGGAGCCGGGCCCGGCUGUGUGGGAGCACGGCGCCCCCUGCCCCGCGUUCGGAGGAACUCGCGGACUUCUCUCUGCUCCCUGGUGUCUCCCUGUGCCCUGUACCUGUCCCGUCACCACAGCGGGCCCUUUUCUUGGUUCAGAACAGCUGUAACAACGUUUCCUAACCCUGUUUCUGCGGGGCUUGGCUUUUGUACCUGGGCAGCAGGAGGGGAUUGUUUUGAUUAAAGCAGUUGUUUUCUUAAGAA